AUGUCUACUUUCAACGUUGUCAGAUACUCGCUUCUCGGUGCCGGUGUGGUCUACGGAUUUGUCCACAGACACAACUUGGAGCUGAGCCACGAAGAGCAGCAAAAGUUGGCACAAUGGAAGAAGGAGGAGAAAUUGAUCAAGCAGGCCAAGGCUGAGUACGCCAAGUUGAACCCUCCUCAGGCCAAGGCUGCCAAUGCUUCCACCAGCAUCAACUUCGAGGACCCCAACUUGGAUUUCGGCCUGGUUUUGGAGUCCUGGGUGCAGAAUUUGCAGUAA
Messenger RNA from Metschnikowia bicuspidata var. bicuspidata NRRL YB-4993, 276 nucleotides. Its product is annotated as F1F0 ATP synthase subunit e. Gene Ontology annotation, biological process: proton motive force-driven ATP synthesis. Lineage: Eukaryota; Fungi; Ascomycota; Pichiomycetes; Serinales; Metschnikowiaceae. Gene Ontology annotation, molecular function: proton transmembrane transporter activity. The record is from RefSeq and is a predicted model, not a curated record. The transcript has a single exon. Bases 1 to 276 code for a protein of 91 amino acids.